AUGUCGCCCACCUACUCGCGUCAUCCCCACGGUCUGGACCUCCACACCUCCUCGUCCAUGCCCCCGCCCACAGAAAGGCUAUAUGGCGACAUCGACACGCCCCACGUCCCCCACAUCCAUACAGCCGCACGGAGCUACUCGACGAGCGUCCCUGCCUUUGCCCAGGACGAGUAUGCGCCCCCGCCCUUGCUCACCGGCGCGCGAUACGCCGAUCCCGCGCCCCACCGUAGCGCGGGUAGCGUACACGCCCACGACCGCUCGCUCAACCCCUACCUCUACCCCUCCGACUACGAUCCGUCGAGCGGCGGCGGCGACAUGUAUCACAACCAGCAACGAUACCCCGAGCCUGUUUCCUCAUACCCGCCCCCAACCCUCGAUACCCACACCUCUGUCCGCAUCAGCGCGCCCGUCGAGGCGCAUAUGAUGCCCGAUUCCGCGUCUCCCUCAGCGUCGACAUCGACGUCCGUCCCAGAGUACCGCCAGCCGUCCAUGCGCGCGUACCACCAGCCCCGGCAGCAAUCGACCCCAGGCGCCUUCUACACCAGCCCGCAGGCGUACCACCAGCCGAGUGCGUACCCUGCAGCAAGGCGCACGUCGCUCAUCGGCGAGCCGAUCCAGUCCUCGAGGCGCUACUCCCAGUCGAUGACGUACGAGGCGCCGAGUGCCGACGCAGCGAGCAUGAGCGGCAGUAGCGGCAGCGAAAAUCAUACCCACCCCCAUAAUCAUACCCACCCCAACACCAGCACGAAUACCCCCAGCACCACAGGACAGUAUCACACGCACGCGGCAUCCUCCAUUCCCAUGAGUAACACCCCCCACCAACACCAAAACUAUGCGUCGGCACACCAGCAACAGCAACAGCACAGUCAGCAUCACGGUCAACAGCAGCAUCUACGGCAAAGUCAGCAGCACCAGCACCAGCAGCAAUCGCACUUACAGCAUCACCAACAGCAUUCGCAUUCACAGUCCCACCACCCCUCGUCCUACUACGGCAACACCGAAAGCAGCAGGAGCAGCAGUCGCCAGCCGGAUGACGAUGGCCCCUACAGCCUCACAAGCCAUUCGCGUCAUCCCGACAUCCACCACCCCCACUCAACCCCGACCUACGCACACCAAGCCCAAACCCAAACGCAUCACCAAUAUCCCCAGGCCUUCCGCCCGCGCUCAUCCACGACCGGUUCCUCGACGUCCACAUCUACCGUCGGUCCUGGACUCGGUAACAGCGGGCCGGUAUAUGCCUCCAACGCCAACGCCGCGUCCUCCUCCACGUCCACGAGCGGUAUGGGUAUGGGCUUUGCGGGAGCGGGUGGAGCAGGGCCGAGUGGCCGACCCCUGCUCGCGCGCGAGAGCCCCACCGCGUCGGACGAGGACGGUGAGGUUGAGAGCGGGAGUGGUACCGGCGCGCGCGAGUUUGGGAACGAGUUUGGCGGUGAGUAUGGGUACGCCCACCAGGGUUCGACAGCCCUUUCGACGUCAGCGACAGGGACAGGGUUCGAAGGCGAGCUUGAGGGGGGCAGCGGCGGCGAGCGGUGGCCUGGCUCGGGCUCGGGCUCGUCUGCGGGUUCGGUUUCGGGUGCGGGUAUGGGUGUAGGUGUGAGUACGGCUGCGACGGGCAGCGGAGAGAGGUGGCGAGGCGGGAGCAGCGAGCGUGGGCGGGGCGUAGGGGACCUUCGAGGUGGCGUAGGCGGUCAUCGAGGUGGUGGUGCAGGAGGAGGCAGGGAGAGGAGCGAGGACGGCAGCGAGGGCGGGCGGAGCGCCGGCGCGCAUUCAGGCUCGGGCUCGGGUUUGGGCUCGGGAACGCCCCCUGCAGGAACGCCGCCUACGCCGUCUCAUCCUCCUGCUGUACACGUCCAUGCGUAUGCGUAUGCAGCGCAUGCUCAGGUUCACCCGUACUCCCACUCCCACACCCAUGCUCAGACCCAAGGCCAGGGUGCAGGGGUCGUCCACCCACCCCCGCCUGCGCCGCACCAACAACAUCAGCAACACCAGCACCGCCAGCCCCAACAGCACCAUCACGGCGAGAAGCGGAAAGCGGGCGUCGCGGUGGACGACCUCGCUGGAGAGGUUGCGAGUGCAAGGAUGGGCGGCACGGGGCCUGCCCUCACGCUUGGUGGGCCGUCCGGACUUGGUAGUUCUGCUGGUCUGCCCGGGUCUUCUGGUCUGCCGGGCUCCUCUGGCGCGGGUUUCGGAGGGAUAGGAAGUGCGGCUGGUGCGGGUGCAAGUGGGAUGAACGGUGGUGCAAGCGGUGGUGGAGGGCCAGGUAGAGGUGGUGGUGGUGGUGGUAUUGGGGCAGGAGCAGGGCAGGGCAGGAGGCGCAGGAGCCCCCUUCGACACGGGGCCGGUGCUGAAGAAGAAGAAAAAGUCCAAGAUGCACGAGUGUGA
Messenger RNA from Cyclocybe aegerita, 2382 nucleotides. The record is from the annotation of a GenBank genome assembly. NCBI's taxonomy places the organism in Eukaryota, Fungi, Basidiomycota, Agaricomycetes, Agaricales, Hemipholiotaceae.